GGUUUAAAAGGAAUAUUUUUCCUACAAAGUCCAAGGAAGGAUCCACAACCUGCUAUAAAUAUGGCCAAAUUAAACUCCUACACUUAGAACACCCACUGAUUUCUCAUCAUGGAUCUUCAGUUUUCUUCUUUUCCAGUACUUCUGAGCUUCUUUGUUUUCAUGUUUAUGGUUUUCAGAAUAUCGAAGAAAUCAAAGAGAAACAACUCGAGUGCAAUCCCACAGCCUCCUGGUCCUUGGAAGCUACCUCUGCUAGGAAAUAUGCACCAAUUCAUUUGCCCUCUACCUCAUCACCGCCUGCGCGAUUUGGCGAAGAAAUAUGGACCUCUUAUGCAUCUUCAACUUGGAGAACUCUCCAAUGUUAUUGUUUCUUCUGCAGAAGUCGCGAAAGAAGUAUUAAAAACCCAUGACAUUACUUUCGCCAAUAGGCCUCAUCUCUUUGCAGCACAGAUCAUAUCAUACAAUUCCACUGACAUUGGAUAUGCACCGUACGGGGAGUAUUGGAGGCAAAUGAGGAAAAUUUGCACAAUGGAGCUGCUAAGCGCAAGGAGGGUGCAAGCGAUGAUCCCAAUUCGUCAAAAACAGGUAAAGAAGUUUGUUAAUUCAAUUUAUUCAAAGGUAGGAUCAAAGAUCAAUCUUAGUGAGAUGUUAAUCUCUUUAACGUAUGAGAUCACGUCGAGAGCGGCCUUCGGUGGGAGAAGUGAAGACCAUGAAAUAUUUAUACCACUGUUACAACAAAUUGUAGUGGUGGGUGCUUGUUUUAGCUUUGCAGAUAUCUUCCCUUCUGUCAAAUUGUUUCAAACGAUGAGUGGCACGAGGACUAAACUUGAAAGACUGCAUAAAAAGACAGAUGCGAUCCUCGAGAAAAUCAUUGAAGAACAUAGACUAAAGAAGGCAAUGGUUGAUUCUAGUGAAGAUGCAGCAGACGAUGAUUUGCUAGAUGUUCUUUUGGGUCUUCAAGAAAAUGGAGAAUUUGGGUUCCAAUUUACAGUCGACAAUGUCAAAGCAGUUAUACUGAACAUUUUUCUUGGUGGGAGUGAGACAUCAGCUACAACUAUGGAAUGGACAAUGUCAGAACUGAUGAGGAAUCCGGAAGCGAUGGAAAAGGCACAAGCAGAGGUUAGGCAAGUAUUUGGUGCAAAAGGAUACGUCGAUGAAACAGGUCUCGAAGAAUUAAAGUUCUUGAAGUUGGUUGUCAAAGAAACUAUGAGAUUACACCCACCUCUUCCAUUGUUACUUCCAAGAGAAUGUGGGGAGAAAUGUAAUAUAAAUGGAUAUGAAAUAUUGGCGAAAUCCAGAGUCCUCAUCAAUGCAUGGGCGAUCGGAAGAGAUCCGAAUCAUUGGACUGAACCUGAGAGGUUCUAUCCGGAACGAUUCCUUGACAGUUCGAUAGACUACAAGGGGACUAGUUUUGAGUACAUUCCAUUUGGUGCUGGAAGAAGGAUAUGUCCUGGAAUCUCGUUUGGAAUUGCCAACGUUGAGCUUCCACUUGCAAAUCUGUUGUUCCACUUUGAUUGGAAACUACCUGAUAAUGUCAAAUAUGAAGAACUGGACAUGACUGAGAAUUUUGGUGCUGCAGUUAGAAGAAAAAGAGAUCUCUACUUGAUUCCCAUUCCUUAUCAUCCUGAUAUUGUGGAAUGAAAUUAAGAGUAAACCAUUUUAUGGCCUAGUUUGGCAAAUAAUAUUGAUAGUAGCAGAUAUGGUAGUAGCAGAAAUGUUGAACAAUAAUUAUAGUAAAUAUGUUGUCUGAAUGGUUGGUUGUAUUUGGUUCAACUUUUGCUAGUAAUAUUUAUGCUGUGUAA
Tripterygium wilfordii is the source of this 1799-nucleotide messenger RNA. Its product is annotated as cytochrome P450 71D9-like. The coding region runs from base 109 to 1638 and encodes 509 amino acids. The transcript is spliced from 2 exons. The record is from RefSeq and is a predicted model, not a curated record. Gene Ontology annotation, molecular function: monooxygenase activity; oxidoreductase activity, acting on paired donors, with incorporation or reduction of molecular oxygen; iron ion binding. NCBI's taxonomy places the organism in Eukaryota, Viridiplantae, Streptophyta, Magnoliopsida, Celastrales, Celastraceae.